AAACUUUGUUUUUGCACCUGCAAUUCUGUUAAAUUUCUCGGUUGGCUUCAGAUUCAGAUUCGGUUAGCCGGUGGCAUUGAACUGAUAUGGAGUUAGAUUAUUAUAUACCUGAGCUGCUAGGUUCUAGUCUCUGUAUGAAUUUACUAUUAAGUUGGAAUUAAAUUUUGCUCUCUAGUGUUUACCCUUGAGACUCAAUAAAAAUUAAACUGGAAAAUCCAAGAACCUGGAAAUUGUUUUUGGCUAAGUUUUAUUAGAAUGAGCUUAGAAUUUUCUCACAAAAUCUAAACGAGAUAUAAAAAUAAAAGUAUAUAUAUGCUGACAGAAUUUGAAGCUUUCUAAUCUAAACGAACACAUUAAUGAAGGCAAACAUUUUACAUAUUGCAUCUGGAGUUCUCCAUUCCAUAUUAGCAUUCCAAUAAUACCGAUUGGAGAGAUGAAGCCUGUGUGUGAUGUAUAAGCCUAUUUUUUCCUUUGAAAACGGCCUGUCAUCUUUUUAUUAACAGGAUCUUCCAGGCAUAUUCAUUUGAAAAUGAUUGAAUAGACCAAUCUCCAUAUCAUGGAAUGACCACUCUACUACCCAAAUGCAGAAGUCUUUCCCACGCCAAGCAACACCACUCCCAUCUCGUAACCACCGGCCACUUCCGAUUCAAAAUCUCUCCUUCCCGCUCAAAACUCCUCCAACUUUACGCCUUGUCUCUUAACAACCUCUCGGUAGCCAUCAAAACUUUCUACCAAAUCGUUACUCCUUCAACAGCCGACUGGAAUGCUAUCCUACGUGCCCUGAUCCAAAGCACCCACCCAAUAGAUUCCUUUAGAUGGUACAGGAACAUGAUCCGUGGAUUAUAUAAAGUAGACGCAUUGACUUGCACUUUCGUUUUAAAAGCUUGUGCUCGCGCUUUAGCUUGUUCUGAGUCUACCCAGUUGCACUCCCAUACCGUGCGUAAAGGGUUUGCUGCUGAUGCUUUGUUGGGUACCACUUUGCUGGAUUUGUAUGCUAAAAUUGGCAAUCUUGAUAGUGCACAGAAGGUGUUUGAUGAGAUGCUUGUGAAAGUUACUGCGUCGUGGACUGCUUUGAUUUUUGGGUUUGCUCAAGGAAAUAAGCCUAGUGAAGCAUUGGGUUUGUUUAAAAGAAUGGAGGUUUUGGGGCUUAAGCCUGAUGAAACUACUCUUCUUGCUGCUUUAUGUGCUUGUUCUCAAUUGGGUGCUUCUAAAGAAGGUGAAAAGAUUCACGAGUUUAUAAAGAAUCAGAAGUUAGACUUGAAUGUGAGAGUUUGUAAUGCAUUGAUUGACAUGUAUGCGAAAUGUGGUUCCGCUGAUAAGGCAUAUUUGGUUUUUGAGAGUCUGGGUCCUAAUAAGACUCUUGUUAAUUGGAAUACAAUGGUAAUGGCCUUUGCAAUGCAUGGUGAUGGUGUUAAAGCUCUUGGGCUUUUUAAGCAUAUGGGUCAAGAGGGUCUUAUCCCUGACGCAAAGUCUUAUUUGGCAGUACUGUGCGCGUGUAACUAUUCGGGGUCAGUAGAAGAAGGUUAUAGGUUGUUUAAUUCAAUGGAGAGUAGUGGAGUGAUACCUAGUAUCAAGCAUUAUGGGAGUGUUGUUGAUUUGUUAGGCCAAGCUGGACGGGUUCGGGAGGCUUAUGAUGUUAUCAAUUCUAUGCCAAUGGUGCCUGAUUUGGUAAUUUGGCAGACAUUGCUCCGAGCUUGUAGGACUUGUGGGAAUGCAGAAAUUGCUGAACUUGUUUCGCGGAAGCUGGUGGAAAUGGGAUCUGACCAUGCAUUUCCAGUAAAAGAGAGGUGGACUAGUGUGGAUUGGUUGAGGGAGACUAUGACAAAUAGGGAUGUGGAAAAGGUGGUUGGGGUUAGCUACAUUGAAGAAAAAGGUGUAAUACGGAAAUUCUAUGAUGGUGAUAAGAGUCACAAAAGUUGGAGGAAAAUUUAUGCUAAAUUGAGGGAGAUCAGAUUCAAGAUUAAGGAGUAUGGAUAUUUGACUGAUAUUGGAGAGAAGAUUGAGACAAUGAACGUAUUGUGGCAUCACAGCGAGAAGUUGGCUGUGGCUUUUGGUAUGAUUAGCACUGGCGAAAGAAUGCCCAUUCAAGUGAUUAAGAAUCCAAGAAUAUGUGGGGAUUGUCAUGUGGUUAUUAAGCUUAUAUCAAAGAUAUAUAAUAGAGAAAUUAUUGUAAGGGAUCAGGUAAGAUUUCACAGGUUUAAGCAAGGUACUUGUUCGUGCAGAGAUUUUUGGUGAAUCAAGCUAUAUUCAUGUAUUCUUAAAAUGGUUCUUCGAACAGGAAGGUUCCUUUUUGAUGUACAUGCAGUAGGGAAGAAGAUAAUAGGAAACACAAAUUUAAAAACUAUCUGGGCAUCAUUUGCAGCCUUGACUCUCCAUUGCUUCUCUCUAUAUAGAAUUGUCUUCCUCUGAUCAUGGCGAUUGCAGUUAGCAUUGCACUUGAUCUUCUUAAUCUGUAGACCCAGUUGCCCUACGUUCUGUGGGGUGAAGUUCCUGAGUCUCUGCAGAUGGUAAUUCCUCUUCCUUCUCCGUUGAUGGGGCCUUUCCCACAUUCUGUGCCACUGCGGAUACUACCUACAAUGAUAUCUGGAGUUUUAGAUAAUUAUGCAAGAUUAGUCUAAGCCUAAAAAAGAUAGAUCACGUACUUUCAAUAACUCAUCCAUCUUAAUCAACUGUCAAGAUUCCAGGAGGUUUUCCA
Messenger RNA from Ricinus communis (castor bean), 2695 nucleotides. Its product is annotated as pentatricopeptide repeat-containing protein At1g34160. The record is from RefSeq and is a predicted model, not a curated record. NCBI's taxonomy places the organism in Eukaryota, Viridiplantae, Streptophyta, Magnoliopsida, Malpighiales, Euphorbiaceae. Gene Ontology annotation, biological process: RNA modification. The coding region runs from base 562 to 2235 and encodes 557 amino acids. Gene Ontology annotation, molecular function: zinc ion binding; protein binding; RNA binding. The transcript has a single exon.